UUUAUGUAGGUAGAUACUGUACAUAGCAGCAGUCACAAACAGGCAAAAUUACACAACAUAUGGAUAGAUAAGUAUAUAAUUACAUAAACGUACUACAUACAAUCCAGUAGCCUUCAAAGCGUAUAUCCGUUUGGACGUAUUUUUCUUUUAUUAGCAGUUAUUGGUAAAAAAGUUGUUACGAUGGUUAACCCGAAUCAAGUACCAAAAGUGAAAUUAAAUAACGGUUUGGAAAUUCCCGUUUUUGGACUAGGCACAUGGAAGUCAAAACCAGGAGAAGUAACGCAAGCAGUAAAGGAUGCAAUAGACGCCGGUUACAGACAUAUUGACUGCGCUUGGGUUUACGGAAAUGAAAAGGAAGUCGGUGAAGCGAUCAAGGCAAAAAUUGAUGAGAAAGUUGUCAAAAGAGAAGACCUCUUUAUUGUCAGCAAACUGUGGUGUACUUUCCACAAACCGGAAGCUGUAGAACCAGCACUUAAACAGUCAUUAACGGCUCUGGGAUUAGAUUAUUUGGAUCUGUAUUUAAUGCAUGCUCCCAUGGAUUUUAAGCCAGGAGAUGAUGGUUCAUACCAAAAAGACGAAAACGGUCAUGUCGUUCCAGAGGGUGUUGAUUAUGUGGAUACGUGGAAAGCAAUGGAGGAAGUUUACAAAAAAGGGCUCGUCAAAUCAAUUGGAAUAUCCAAUUUUAAUAGAAAACAAAUCGAAAGGCUUCUCCAAUUGACUACAGUUGUACCAGUUACCAAUCAAGUUGAAUGUCAUCCGUAUUUGAAUCAAAAGAAACUUGCCGAAUUCUGCAAAUCAAAAGAAAUUACGAUUACCGCCUACAGUCCAUUUGGAGCCCCUGAUCGUCCAUGGGCAAAACCAGACGAUCCAAAGUUAUUGGAUGACGGUAAACUAAAAAUCAUCGGUGACAAGUACAAAAAAACCCAUGCACAAGUUAUCAUCAGAUAUCUACUCCAAAGAGGUCUAAUAGCCAUUCCAAAGUCGGUAAACAAGAAGAGAAUUCAAGAGAACAUUGACGUGUUUGAUUUUCAACUGACUUCAGAAGAUGUUAAGUAUAUCGACUCUUUCGACUGCAAUGGUAGAAUAAUAUUGUGGCAAUGGUUUACAACACACCCCCACUAUCCCUUCAACGAUGAAUACUGAAUUGAAGAAUUAGCAAUGGGAACUUCAAGAAA
Molecule: messenger RNA, 1175 nt
Organism: Agrilus planipennis (emerald ash borer)
Lineage: Eukaryota; Metazoa; Arthropoda; Insecta; Coleoptera; Buprestidae
Product: aldose reductase
Exons: 5
Coding region: 181-1143 (320 amino acids)
Cellular component (GO): cytosol
Molecular function (GO): aldose reductase (NADPH) activity
Source: RefSeq, a predicted model, not a curated record